GGACUGCCACGGGUUCCGCUUCGAUCAGUCCAGCUAAACACCUACCACACCCCCCUUACGCCAGUCGCCCCUUGCUGUUACUACCACCAGCAUCACUAGUGGCUGCACCGAGCAUGACCUAGUCCAAAACACGAGUGAUAGUGUUUGUCAGGCUCCGUGUGAAGAAAUUUUAUCAGCGAAGUGUUUUAAUCGAUAUGAAACCAGAACAACACGCUUCAACUUGUGCUUAAACGACGAAGAAGGAAUAUUGUUUCUACGAAGCGAGACUCAAACCUAGAGAAAUGAAAAAUGGACCAGUAAUUGAAGUUGUGCGUAUAACAACAUUCGUAACCUGACCAGCGUUUUCUGUUAAUCAAGUGUUAAUUCGGACACUUUAAAGGACACGUUCAUUAUCGAAGUUUUGGUGCAUCUACCAUCGCAACAUAAAUGUCUGAACAGGAUAACAAUUUCGACGAUGAGGAGUUGGUGUCCAGCAACCCUAACCAGCGCAACUGGCGCGGAAUCCUGAUCGCUUUGCUCGUCAUUGUGAUCGUGCUGGCAUUGAUCGUGACGUCAGUCGUGCUCCUCACACCGCCAGAUGAUGGCCCUAGGGUCAAAGGUCACCGCUUCAAGCUCCAGGACAUACUGGGGCAUGAAUUUACGCCGCUACGCUUCAACGGCAGCUGGGUCUCUGGUGAGGAGCUGGUGUUCAGGGACCAAUGGGGUGGCAUCAGUCUGCUCAGUGCUGCCAACCUCACAACACGAUCGCUUAUGACGAACCAGACGUUUAAGCGGUUGAACCCAGCAAGAUUUGUAAUGUCACCCGAUCAACGAUUUAUUCUCCUAGCGCACAACAUAAGAAAGUUAUUUCGACAUUCGUACCUGGCCCAGUAUUCAGUGUAUGACGUAGCAACAAUGGACACUUUCCCGCUUACACCAACCCCAGAAGAAGAGGGUCAUCCAUUUCUACUGCAUGCAGACUGGGCACCUCGAGGUCACUCCCUUGUCAUGGUAUACAACUAUGACAUCUAUUAUAUUCUCAGCCCUAGACAGGGCCAGUCCUACAGGGUGACCAACACCGCUGUGCCUGGGAUUGUCAGCAAUGGUGUCACUGACUGGCUAUAUGAAGAAGAGGUACUCAGUAGCAACCAGGCAUUAUGGAUGUCUGAUGAUGGACACCUCAUGCUGUAUGCUACUUUCAAUGACACACCGGUUGAGGAACAACGCUUCCCGUGGUUUGCUGUGCAAGAUGAAGGAAAGCUAUACCCAGAGAUACGCAGCUUGCGUUAUCCCAAGCCUGGAACACCAAACCCCUUAGUGUCAUUAUGGGUAGCAGACUUAGCUGAUCCAAAGAACAUACGCACAAGGGACCUUAAACCUCCAGUGGCACUCCAACACACCAACGAAUAUUACUUCACAGCUGUGACGUGGGUGAGCGUAACAGAAGUGUCAGUUAUAUGGAUGAACAGACCACAAAACCUUUCUUUAGUCACUGUCUGCAAGAGUCCCAUGUGGUUCUGUCAAGAGACACAAAGAAUAAGUGGGAAUGGGCAUGGCUGGGUGGAUUCACAAGACGCGCCUCUUUUCUCGUCAGAUGGCAACAAUUACGUUACCAUAUCACCUGUACGUGAUGGGCCUGCAGGCUCCUUCAGACAUAUAGUUUCCGUUAAUAUACCGAAGAAAAGAGUAGUGCCACUAACACACGGAAAAUUUGAAGUGGCUAGGAUACUAGCAUGGGACCAUUCUGAAAAUUUUGUAUACUAUUUGGGCAUACCAGAAGCACGCCCAGGGCAAUUACAUUUGUAUCGAACACGUUCAGUGUUACCCCGGGUUGGAGUGCCCUUGAGUACUCCUCAGUGUCUCACAUGCCAAGCUGAAGAACCUAUCCAUCACACAUACCCAUCAUAUUAUGCAUCUAUAGGAGCAGGAAGGCCAGGGACUAGCGGUGAUGAGGAAACUGACGAGUGGGGAGAAGAUGUUGAAACAACGGCUGUGCCCACUCAGUCACCACUUACAAAGAGAACAGGAAGGCAGAAACAACGGUGGGAUGCAAUGGACAUCCUGGUGCAGCCAUGUCAAUACCACAAUGUGGUAUUUAGUCCAGGACUCAACUAUUACGCACUGGAGUGUCUGGGACCUGGUGUGCCCACAGUACAGCUUUAUGCUACACGGGGUACCACUCCAAAACUUCUUGCCACUUUACAAAAUAACACACAACUAAUAGAGAGGGCUUCCAAAAUGGCACUACCCCAGGUUAAAACAUUUCCUGUUCAAAUAUCGGGAGGCUACAAUGCACAGGUUCGACUUCAUCUGCCCCCAGGACUCAGGGAAGAAGAAAUAACACGUUAUCCGCUAGUUGUUCAUGUGUAUGGUAGCCCAGGGUCACAGAUUGUCACAGAAAGGUGGAAGCUGGACUGGAGUACAUACUUGGCAGGGAAUCGAGACUUUAUAGUGGCACAGAUUGAUGGAAGGGGCUCGGGGGGGCAGGGUUACCAAAUGCUUCAUGAAGUUUAUAUGAGGCUUGGCACAGUUGAAGUGGCAGAUCAGCUGGAAGUUACUGAAUAUCUCCGAGACUCUCUUCACUUUGUGGACAAACGACGUGUAGCUGUUUGGGGUUGGAGCUAUGGUGGCUUCAUGGCAGCUAUGGCACUAGCACGCGAACAAGGCGUCUUCCACUGUGGUAUAUCUGUAGCUCCAGUCACAACAUGGAGACUAUAUGAUUCCGCAUAUGCAGAAAGAUACAUGGGACUGCCAAAUGUGACAGGCAAUUACAAAGGAUAUGAAGAGGCCGAUGUGAAUCUGCGAGUGGAACAACUACGGGAUAAAAUGUUCUACUUGGUCCAUGGGACUGCAGAUGACAAUGUCCACUUUCAGCAGAGCAUGACACUCGCCAAGAAUCUAGCCAAUAAGGGCGUCCUGUUCCGCCAACAGAUAUACCCUGAUGAGAGCCAUAGUUUAAAUGGUGUGAUGCGGCAUCUAUACCGGUCUAUGGCAAAUUUCCUGGAGGACUGUUUUCGCAAACAAGUUCCCCCGGACCUGAAAGCUGGACUCCGCAAUGGUGGAACAAGUGGGGAGUGAACUGAAACAGUGAAUAUCAUAAGCUUGAUCAUCUUUCACCACCAACUCUCGCUUCCAUAUAUUCACCCUAGCUGGGGACUCUUUUCAUGACAAAUGGAAGUUAUGACUAAGAACAGCUGUAGUCGUUCUGCCAAACAAUGAAUCCAGUCAGGUGAGGGAAUAUAGAAGUCAC
Molecule: messenger RNA, 3229 nt
Organism: Cryptotermes secundus
Lineage: Eukaryota; Metazoa; Arthropoda; Insecta; Blattodea; Kalotermitidae
Gene: Dpp10
Product: dipeptidyl aminopeptidase-like protein 6
Exons: 17
Coding region: 427-3057 (876 amino acids)
Biological process (GO): proteolysis
Molecular function (GO): dipeptidyl-peptidase activity; serine-type peptidase activity
Source: RefSeq, a predicted model, not a curated record